GUGUCAGCUGUUUGGGUAAAGACAGUAAAAAAGAAACAUUUGGUUUAAUAAUAGGCAUACGGUCGUCAAGGAACUAAAACAAACUUUUAAUUAAAGAUAAUACUGCAUCAGCAUUCACUCCGUAGCAUGCCCAUGUGAUCUCUCAUGUGGGCUUGACAAAAUGGCGUAUAAUCACUUAGGCGGAAGUGGCUUGUUAAAGCCUAAUGAGUGUCUGCUAGUGGGCGUACCGGGUCUAGACUGUGACAAUGAUGACGACCCAUUGCUCGAUUUAAGCGACCAUAGCCUAACUCAGGGUAGCACUGGAAAUAAUCGCAUUCCCAUCCAAAGUGCUGUUAAUGUCUUUGACCAGACGACCUGCGGUGUACGAAACUCUCCAGCCAGCAGCCAAACAACUCAGCAGUCGUCAGGUGGCGAUGGCAUAGGCGGCCCCUUCAGACAGCGUAGCAGCAGGUACGAAGAUCAGUGUCUGCUGAACGAAAUCGAAGGGGAUUUACUAGGUAGUGGUGACCCGACGUUUCUCUCAACAGAUUUGCAAGCUGUCAAUUCAGCCAGGAUGCCGAUCGAAGCGUCUCAAAAUCGAACUCCUCACUUUUCAGAAGACAUCGUAUGUUCCUCUGCUUCAAAGGACUCGUUGAUUGAUGCUUUUGGAAAUGUUUCAGAUCCAGUUUCAAACGGGGACCUGUUACACGAUCAUCAAAAUUUUACCUCCUGUGUCAGCAGUGAGGUUCCAGCUGUUACGGUUCACACCAGUGGGCCAGGAUUUGAAAACGAUGGACACGUUAUCGAUUACACAGACAAAACAGAAGACAAUGGUAGAGGUCGAAGCAGACGAGACCCUGUUUAUAACUCGUUGCUCGCACGCAUGGGUGAGUCGCGGGAUGUGGUGCUGAGUUCUUUUCCGCCACCCGCACGGUCGAGGGGUGGGGGUGACGGAGCGGUGAUUCCGAGGAACGAACAUGAAGUUGAAGGGCUUCACUGUCAUUACGGAAUCAGUCGUCGUAUCAUGAGUGACAAACUUGCAAGAAGACAGCUUUUGGCUGUCUUGAUAUUGUGUAUCCUGUUUAUGGUAGGAGAAACUGUGGGUGGAGUGCUGGCAAAUAGUUUAGCACUCUUCACUGAUGUCUUACACCUUGCAAGUGAUCUAAUCAGCUACCUUAUAAGUUUACUGGCACUGUUUUUGGCCAAAAAGACAGCUACGAAACGCAUGACCUUUGGGUAUUAUCGUGCUGAGGUUCUGGGAGCACUGUUUAGUGUCCUUGUUAUCUGGUUAGUUUCUGGUGUCCUGUGUUACAUUGCUGUGGAGCGAAUCAUUCAUGAACAUUACAAAGAUGUCAAGGCCGAUGAAAUGCUUAUUACGGCCUCACUGGGUGUUGUGUUUAACUUAAUAAUGGGAUUCGUUCUUCAUUCCGAGAAAUGCUGUGGUUCAGCAAAAGGGCAUGCAAGGUUUGGGCAUGGACAUUCUCAUUCACAUGGUCAUUCGCACUCUGCAAACCACAAACCAGCCCACAGACCAAGCCCUUUACGUCUGCCCCUCUUCUCCGCCAGAGGCAACAUUCAGGAAAGAAGGGAGGAGUAUGAGCCACUGGAUGUUGCUUCACCAACUGCAGAGAGAGAUGAAGAAGAAGGAAACAUUGAUGAGGCAAGUGAAGAUGAGCUGCACAAGGAGCCCACUCACCAGCACAAAAAUAUCAACAUAAGAGCAGCAUUUAUUCACGUGGUGGGAGACAUCAUACAAAGUUUGGGUGUACUUGUGGCAGCACUCAUAAUCAAGUUCAAGCCGGAAGACAAAUACCGCUUGGCUGACCCAAUCUGCACGUUUUUCUUCUCACUGCUAGUGCUUCUCACCACCAUCAGUGUGCUGAAGGACACGCUGAGAAUUAUAAUGGAAGGUGCACCUCAGGGUGUGGACUUUGAACAGGUGCAGUCACUUCUGACAUCCCUGGACUCUGUCGUUGCUGUUCACAACUUAAAUGUCUGGUCUCUCACAAUGGAUCGCAAUGCCUUGUCUGUACAUUUGGCCAUAGAUGGUUCCAGGCAUAACAAUGAUGUACUGACAGAUGCCACCAAAAUGUUAAAGACACACAACUUUUUUCAUGUGACUAUACAGGUGGAACCUUAUAAUCAUGAUGUGAUGUCAUCAUGCAUUGAUUGCCAGUUGCCAGUGAAGUAAACUUAAUGCUGCCUCUGGAUGAUAUUAAGAUGGGGAGAUGUUAUCAGUUCUUGCUGCUCUGUCGCACAGAGCUAUUGCUAUGCCAUUUGUUUCUGUUAAUUUAAGGAAGAAUGUGAACGGUUGAUCCUUCUCCCUACCCUCCCUUGGUUGGUACUCACGUCUGUGCCUCAGCUUUCUCUUUCUGUAAAUAAUUAUUCUUGUUUUUGGUCUUAUUUGGAGGCCAUAUCAAGCAGUCUUUAAAUUAAUGUGUGGAAGAGGUUUGUGUUGAUAAGACUGUGUCAUGACAAGGUCAGAUGAAGAUUUGUGUGAUAUGAUUUUCUGUUGAUGAAACUCUUGCUAACAAAUAAAAAUGUCUUUUUGUGAAAUCAUGUAAAUUUUUUUUUUGGAAGUAAAUAGCUGAUCCACAAAUAGAUUUUUUUUUCUACCGAAGACAAAGCAGUGGAAAUACAUUAUUUUCUUAUAUGUGUCAUUGCCAUGUGUGUUAUUACAUUACAUAUUAUGCUACACUAGCAGCUUAGCCAUUUCCGAGGUUCCUCUUGAAUGGUUCCUCAUAUUAUCAUACAUCAUCAUAAAAAAUAUAAUAAUUUAUUAACUAAUUAAUGAACUGUGUUGCAAUAAAGAUUGGAGCAUAGAAACGGACAAAAAAGAGCAAGGUAUAGGAACAAUAGUGCAAAUAAUUAAAAUGGAAUGAAAACUGAAACAGUAAAGCAAGCAGGACUGAGAGAAGUAAUUGGGUCUGCCUAACAAUUGAGGUUUUUAGAGAUAAAAUAAUGAGACCUUGCAGCAUUGAGACUUAUAUGAAGGGACUGGAAUGUGGGUAUUUCACUUUAUAAAUUGACAGAUUCCUGUCAACAUUGUAGUGAGUGUUAAGUCAGUUUAUUUUUCGCAAACCACGUCUGUGGCUGAAAUAAAAUUAUUGCUUCUGACAAUUUAUAAAAUUAUUAGAGAUUUGCUAUAUGUUUGGAAGCAAUUGUGACUUCUUCUGGAUCUAUAGUUCUUUGUACAAUUGUUAAUUCUAUUUGCCUUAAAAUGUUGUUACCUGGAACAUAAACUGCUGAACAGAAACACUGAACUCCUGUUUCAUUUCAGUUUUUGUCAGAUUUCAGUAGCAUACUUUAUUUUGGGUCAAAUUCUCAUCCUCUUUUUGAAUAACACUCAAAUAUUAUCAUUAUAUCAUAUGUUUUAUUUGGUAUUAUUGGUGCAUUUUUGCCCAAUAGUGAGAGUAAUAUUUUUAGCUGUUUGACAGAAUUAUUGAUAGUUUUCAUAUCUUUAUGAAAUACAAAGCACAAUGUAAAGUUAGAAUGCAGUGCAAUAAUAAUAAUGAUACCAGUAGCUGUAAAAUUAAGUAAACUAUCUUGCACAAAAAGGAUUUUGUGGGUUAAUGCAAACUACCUGACUUACUUUAACCUCAACAUCCACUAGCAAUGUAAACAAAUAUGUUACUGAUGAUGAUUUUUACCAAAGCUUUAAAGUAAAACACACUGUUGUAUGUGUUUGUUCUUUGGAGAUGUGUCAGACAUAUGCAGUCACAACAAAGAAGUAGUCAAACCUGUGAUGUGGAGGACACCCUUUAUUGAGCUCAUGAUUGUUCCUGUGAGUGAUAUCCCCUAUCACAAGUUUGCACUAUUCUCACUACAAAGAUUCUUGUUCAAUAUUUGUUAUUGCUAUGUUGCUUCUAUAUUUUGCUUGAAGGUUAAAAGAAGCUUUAGACUAUUUUUAUUUUUUAAUUGGAAGAAAAUCUGUUAAAUGUUAACUUUUAGGCAUAGUUCUUCCUACCAGGCAUCUGUGAAGCAUGGAAACAGACAUUUCACAGGGGCUCAUUUGGGACAAUGCAUGAAGUCAGAAACUAUUCAGAAAAUCUUAAGACCAAACCCAAAGAUGUCUGUCUGUCUCGCUCUCACACACAUAUAUAUAUAUAGGAUCUUGAUUGGGAAGGGGAAAAGAAGAAUUGUAUCAGCAUUUGUCUUCUAACUGGCAGAUUUUUAUUGAACAGAACUAAUUCUAUGCUGAUAAAAUUGUUAUCAAUGAUUUUAUCAGUACAACAUGAUAGCGAUCCAAAAUCAAGACUGGCUAAAGAAAGAUGGGGCUAGGGGUUGUGGGAGAAAAUGUCAGCUAUAUGAGCCCUGUCCACCCAAGGUUUUUUUAUGUUACCUUAGGAAUGACAUUUUUGUGUUGAUUUACAGUUUGGAUUUUUCUGCUAUUGGACUAGACAAACACUAGGGGCUGUACUUAUGAAGUGAGAGUAAGUCAUUGCUCCAAGGCAAAAUCAGGAACUCAAGGAACUUACAUUUCUAAACAAUGCCUUAAAUUCUAUGAAUUUUUUGUAACAAGUGUGGUCCAGUAAUGAAGAGACAUCAUUUAUGUGGUCUUUCCUGCAGUGGACUGCUUCAUUUAUCUGCUACAAUGUCAGCUAUGCCAUUUUUAAAGGAGAGACAUUCCAGAAAUAAAACCCUAGCUCAAGCCAAGCAAGGGGCUUUUAUUUCAGGUCUGAUACAUUCCUUAGAUUUUUGCAAUAAUGUUUGUGAUUUUGGAAAGAUUGUCAUGUUUGGUGAUCAGUUCAGUAAGCUGGAUCAGCCUGCAAAUUAUUUACUACAGAAUUUCUUUUGUAGACUAGUAAUUUUUUUCAAUUGUCCUGGCAUGUGAACUGUGAUUGACUUUAAUUAAAACUACCCUUUUCUGUUUACAGCGGCUAGUGAAGGUGAUGUACUGAUUUAUAUUAUCCAUGUUGCUAAGCAUAAAACUCAGAGAUGGGUUAGCGUGUAGGCUCAUUCUAUUGAAAGCAACACAGAUACAACCCCACAUCGUGAUAAUGUGGUCUGAGUAAACUGGAAGUACAGCUGGGCUACAUGGAUAUUUUUUAAUUGCAUUCUGCAAAUAAUAUAACAUGAUUUUAAUAUGGCACCUUGGAGUCUAUAUGUAAAUGGAAGAUCAACAGGAAAUAUGGCUUAGGUGGCUUUUGCCAAACUAUGUUAGAUAAGCAUUCAAAUAUUAACUUUUGUCUUAUGGAAGGCCAUGUUGACUUUAGUCUCACAGGAAAUAAAGAGAACUUAGAGAAAAGAUGAGUAGAUGAACUCUGCAAUGCAAUUAUCUGUGGUUUUAAUCAAAUUAUGUAUGAAUAAUUGUGUUAUUUUUAUGUGGUAGGAGAGUACAUAAUUCCCAAUUAAUAGUGAGUCCCAAGAUUAACGUUAACAAUAGAGCGAAUUGGCUCUCUUGUAUAUUGAACAUGCCUUGCAUCUCUUUACUAGGGUUUAUUUCCAGCCUUGAUGGUAGGAUACCACACUUUCUAUCUUUGGAUAUCUUAUUUUUCUUACAUGCUAUUAUAGAAUGUUUUGUCCUCAAUUAUUUCCCUUAGAAUCUUAUCUUACAGAGCAGGGAUGGUGAAUAUUUGUUUCUGUCAAGAGCCAUUUGGAUAUUUAUAACAUUAUUCACAAGCCAUAAAAAAAUUAUCAACCUAAGAAUUUGUCCACUAUAGAUGGUCAAAGACUUAAAUAACUCACCCUAUCAUGAUGGCCAAAACCGUUUCUAGAACCUAAAUGGCUUAUUUCAUUAUUUCAAAAUGUAUGUUAUUGUGAUUCAUGUAACAUAAAUUUAUGUUCCUAAAUUUAUUGAAUUUCAAGUCCUGCCUGGAGUUGCCUUGGCAUGAAGGUCAGAUAUUCUCCAUCCAUGUUCUACAGGAAAUGGAUAGAUGAGUGGCAUUUGUAGCCAUAAGCACAUUCUAGUUGGUUUGAUCCCUGAGUGGCACAAUGUAUUUCCUCCAGUUGAUCCAGCGGCUUAUUGAGUAUCUGACCCCUUAGAGGCUAGAACAGACAGUCUGGAAGAGGAGAUUGGCACCAGCCUCACACUUGCCCACUAUCUUUGUUUCUUUUACCUUAUUUUCUGCUUGUAAGCAUCUAAAAAUAUUCUCCUUACUUUUAGUCUGGAUACAGUGAUGGGGAAUUUGCCUAAAUGUGCCUGUAUCUUACACUUUCAUGUUCUUCCACAUUGUGGUGUUGUAUUGAAAAAUGUCAGGUUGCCACACAUAGAACCAGACAGGCAGAAAGGAUGCUUCUGUCAGCUACCUCCAUGGAUGGAAUUUUACGAAAUCUUUCGUCUUUAAAUGUCUGUACAUGUACACAAGAAUCAUCUGCGGAUUACAGAGUAUCAUUAUCUUACAUGGAAGGAAAAAUGACAGCAAAUAUACUUACUGUUUAAAACAUUUGUGUUGUCUGUGACAAUGACAUUCUUGAAGAUGUUUAUGACUAAAAUGGGUUCAUUAAGCUAUAUAUCUCAAGUAAUUAUUGGUUAUCUUUCUCUCACUCAUUAUUUUUUGCAGUCAUAACAAUGAACUUUACUUCAGUGGUUGAUGGGAUGGAAACCAUGUUGAAAGGCUAGUGACCUUUCACUGGGUGGUGGUGGUCAUGAAUGACAGAGCUGCUGUUAUCCUGUUGUUUAUGACAUUGUUUGGAAGGUACCUUUAGUGGCAAACAUAGCAUUCAAGUGGCCACUUUCAUUUGUUAAAUGGACUUUUCUAGCCAGAUACUCAUAACUGGAUUUUGACUUUGAAGUAGAAACCCGGAUUUUUCUUUAAAUAAUAACUUUUACUCUGUAAUUAAGUUAGUCAAAAAGUUUUUGCAAUGAGACAUCAAUAUUUGAAAAUUUUUUCCCAAAAACUUUAGCACAUUCUUAUAAUAGAGGAUGUGUGACAAAAAACAAUAUGAUCAUGGACGUGUAUUGAUUAGUUUGUUUUAUUAUUUGUUAAAUUAGUUCAUGGUAUGGUUGCUUGACUAGUACUGCAAGAUUCACUAAUGAAUGGUAUGAAGUAGCUGAACAAUAUAAUUAUUUUCAGCUUAAGGGAACAAAGAUAUUGAUAAACAUUCAUGAAAUAAUCUUCCAAAAAAGCUCAAAAAUUAAACAAUUGGUAAUUUUGACACUUGAUCACAUUUUAUACCUAGUUAAUAUUUGACCUCUGUGUGUGGAGUUCAGAUAUCUUCAGCACAUGUUUAAAAUCGCUUAGCAGUGCUCAUAGUUAAACAAUUGCUAAGCAUGUGACAUUAUUAGAAAUGCCCAGAUGUUCCCACAAUUUUCACUGUUGCAAAUAUGACAGUUUAUUAUAUUUUCACAGAUUUAAGAUGUUCCUUGGUUGUAUUUAUAAGCAGAGUGUGAACCUGGUGAUGUGAAUUAUGCUUUUUGCAUAAAAUAUUUAAAAAGAUCUUUUGCAGAGUAUCAUGAAGAUGUGAUUGAAGAUGAUAUAGACUUUAUCACAGAGUUAUUGAUUUAUGGUUAAAUUGCUUUCACAGGUCUUUGGUCUAUAAAUAUGAAUCUCUAAUGAAUUUUUUGUGGCUUUUACAAGAAUCUUUCCUGAUGCAAUGAUUUUGUAAUAUCUUUUUUGUGGCUUUUACCUUUCAUGACGCCUACUUAAUAGCUUUAACAUUGUGCUGCCAUUAUAACUACCUUUCUUGGAAUUAGUAACAUUCCUUUCUGUUGAUGUUGUGCUCAGAUUGGCUAAAGUAACAAAUCCUGUUUGUCCAUCUUGAUAGACUUGGCUUCUGUUAAAGGCUAACCUAAGCCCAACGUGAAUAAAGUUCAUAGUUACCGGCAGUCUAGAAGAACAUAUGGGCAGUCUUUAUUAGUUUGUUUCAAAAAUAUCACAUGGGAAAUGUGGUAAAUUUGGGAAUUAGUAUCAUAAUAAAGUAAGCUCACUUGAAAAGAAUUUUGCACUCAGGCUAGCCUUUACUUAACUAGAUGUGGUCAGUUUUAAUUUUUAGUGCAUGGUAAAAUAAUAUUUGUCUUCAGAUAGAUAAUGAGUGAGUUCCUUGAAUGCUGAACACUUCAAGACCUUUUUUUCCAUUAAGCUCUGAAAUUCAAAGUAAUGUAGGGUUACUUAAAGAGCACACAAGGAGACAUUCUGAAUAAAGUAUUUGUGAUCUUAGAAUUAACUCAGCAGCCAGAGGCUUACAGAUUUUUUUUUUAUUAUUGCUAAUUACAUUGUUCAUUUCUAUGUAUCUAGAUAAGAGAAAAAGAGAGAUAAUCUAACAAGUUGUUGGGGUUUGGGUAUGCACAGUUAUUUGAAGCAGAGAUUAUGAAGGCAGCUGUUGGUGGGAGUCACUGCCACCUGAGUACUAUUCAUGUGUCUGAAAGACAAAAACAACCAAAGAAACUGGCAAAUUAUGAAAAACAUUUAAUUACAACUCUGUUGCUUGUGUUCGAUCUUUUUGGGUAUGCCAUGAAAUGAGGGGUUCAGCCUGUAGAGAUAGGGAAAACAAAUUUUCUUCUUGAGAAAUAGGCGAUAUAGACAUGAUAUGAUUUAUAUUUUUUAGGCAUUAACUAUUUUCUUUGCAGGGAACAGGGAAGCGUUAUGUAAACUUCCCAUUCCCAGAAGAUAUCUCUCCAAAAUUGUAAUGUUUUACAUAAUUGUCAAAAUUUCUAACAGACAAAAAUUAAAAAUAUUUUGAAAGAUCAGUAAAUUCAGCUGACAUGUGAUGUUUAAUGUGUCUGUUUACAUUUGUCAUACCAUUUUGCUUGAAUGGUUAUUGCCAACUGCCAUGUGCCAUGCAGUUUCAUGAUUAAAAAAGCAAAGCUCAAA
Molecule: messenger RNA, 8732 nt
Organism: Pomacea canaliculata
Lineage: Eukaryota; Metazoa; Mollusca; Gastropoda; Architaenioglossa; Ampullariidae
Product: zinc transporter 2-like
Exons: 7
Coding region: 161-2170 (669 amino acids)
Biological process (GO): zinc ion transmembrane transport; response to zinc ion
Cellular component (GO): plasma membrane
Molecular function (GO): zinc ion transmembrane transporter activity
Source: RefSeq, a predicted model, not a curated record